Ricinus communis (castor bean) is the source of this 2016-nucleotide messenger RNA. RefSeq lists its product as uncharacterized. The record is from RefSeq and is a predicted model, not a curated record. The transcript is spliced from 7 exons. Lineage: Eukaryota; Viridiplantae; Streptophyta; Magnoliopsida; Malpighiales; Euphorbiaceae. Bases 143 to 1774 code for a protein of 543 amino acids.
UCUGGGAUACUUUGACAGAAAACGUGGCAACCUGAAUGCGAGAAAAAGAAAAAGUUGUGGUGGGAUUUUUCUCCAGAAACAAACAGACGGGCAAGUAUCAAAACUUCACUGAAAAUCUGUUGCCAGGAAGUAGAGAGGAACAAUGGGAGCAUCAUCUUCGACAGCACAGACGGUUUCAAACGAACAACGAGAAGUGGAAAGUCUAGUAGCUUCAACAGGAGCCAUGCCAAUGCUUCUUAAUACUUUCUCUAAACUUAAGGAUCCUCAAACCAAUACUGUUUCUCUCCAAUCUCUUCAGCAAUAUUUCUAUUUAAAUUAUAAGAAUACAGAUUGUGAAGCACCCAGCAGCAUACCCAUUUCUUUUCCGGUAUUAUUGGAUCAUCUAGGUGCAUCAGUUGUGGACUUAUUUUAUAUCACUGAGAAAAAAGAAGGAAUCAGCUGGGUUGAGUUUUUAAGGGGUUAUUUGAAAUGUUGCGGGAGGAUGCCUGCUUCACUGGCACUCAAUCUGUUGCUGAAAGUAUUUUCUACUACUUGUGCAAAAGCUGGACUUCCUCUGAAACUAGAGUUUGAAUCAAUUGAUGAUGUUGAUUGUAAGAUAGGUGGGUCUCUUUUGGCCGCUGAUGUUGUUAUGCUUCUUUGGGUAUGUUGGACCAUGUUGUGGGAUUCUAAAACUUCCACAUCUUUGAAAGGGAAAGGAAAUUUAUGUCUUCCAGAUGUUAGUCAUUUAGUGUUAUCAGCAGUUAUUUCGUGUGUUGAAGAUGUCAGUGGGCUGAAUUUAUGGGAUUGUGAUAUCUCAGCCUUGGAUGUUCAAAUUCCUGCUGGGAAGUUUCUUUCUUGGGCUUUGACAACGGUGCCAUGCCUCACUGGUUGCUUCACACAAUUUGUCCAUGCUAGACUUCAAAGUUCAGCUUCUCUAGAGCAGGAUAAGUCAGAACCUUCAACUUCAUCAUUAGGAGAAAUCUCUCCAAGAGAGGCAUGUAAUGCUUAUUUACUAACUCUUGGAAGAGCGUGGGCAAUCUCUCUUAACCUCAGGGGGACACCAAGUGCUGAAAUCUUGAAACCAUACUUACCUAGUGACGAUAUUGGAGCAUUUGAAAAUCUUCUUUACCGGUCAUCUCUUAAUGGGAGGGGCUUGAACAGAUUCUGGUCUAACAUUGAAGGCUAUCAUGGUCCUUUGCUACUUUUGGUUCUUGCUACUUCUGGAGAUGCCCACGAGGAUAGUACCGGCGACAGAAAAUGGAUCAUAGGUGCACUUACACAGCAGGGUUUUGAAAAUAGGGACCUGUUCUAUGGAAGCUCUGGAAGCUUGUAUGCUAUCUGUCCAGUCUUCCAUGCAUUCUCACCUUUGGGGAAAGAUAAAAACUUUGUUUACAGCCACUUGCAUCCUACCAGUAGAGUUUAUGAGCCACAUCCGAAGCCCGUGGGAAUUGCAUUUGGAGGCACAAUUGGGAAUGAGAGAAUUUUUAUUGAUGAAGACUUCGCAAGGAUUACUGUUCGUCAUCAUGCUGGUGACAAAACAUACAAACAUGGUUCCCUUUUUCCAUCCCAGGGAUUUCUCCCUGUUGAAGCUUCAAUUUUGGAAGUCGAAGUUUGGGGAUUAGGUGGGAAGACAGCUAAGGAAGUCCAAACUUCAUAUAAGAGAAGAGAGGAACUUUUCAUUGAACAAAGACGCAAGGUUGACUUGAAAACUUUUGCAAGCUGGGAAGAUUCACCUGAGAAGAUGAUGAUGGAUAUGAUGUCCGACCCCAAUGUAGUUCGCAGGGAAGACCGCUGAAUUAAGCUGUGCUAGGUGUUUUGUUGCUCAACUUAGUCUGUGUUUAUUCACAAGGGGAGUAAUGAUUGUGAUUAUACAAAAUUCAAGAAAUGAGUUGAUACCUGAUGAAAUUCUGAAAUGUACAAGUGUUAUAAUGAAGCCUUGAAAAGGUCCAUGCUGAAGUUGUCAUUGUAAAUUGAUACACAUAUAGUCGCACGGGCCACUUCGUUUUCUAUGAAAAAUAAAUUUAUGUUUUAUCUCUA